Molecule: messenger RNA, 1860 nt
Organism: Paramecium pentaurelia
Lineage: Eukaryota; Ciliophora; Oligohymenophorea; Peniculida; Parameciidae
Source: the annotation of a GenBank genome assembly
AUGAGAAAAACUCAUUCUCCAUAAGGUUUCUAGUACUUUAUGAAAAGAAGAUAUGAGUAAAGGUUUCCAAAAUUUAAAUUUUAAGAGCCAGUGGAAACAUAUGGAUUGAUGCCCAAAAUUACUCUUAACUAAAACCUAAGAACAGAAAAUAUAUAAAAUAACUCUGCAAAAUAUAUAUUACCUCAUUUAUAAAAAAGAAUGGCAAAUAGUUAAUCAAAAGAGAAAAGUGAUGAUUCUUGCAUUUUAAUUGGUAAUACAUUAAAAUCACUUGAAAGAAGAGUAUUAAAACCAAGGAUAUCAUAUUAGCCUGAAAUUCCAUCUAAUAAAUAUAUCAAAUCUAGAAGUAAAUCUAUAAAAAAAUAACCAAAAUUUGAUGGAAUAUAUUUUGAAGGAGAAAAAUAUUGUUAAGAAAUUGAAUUUUAAGAAAAAUAUGCUAAUAUUAGAUAGUAUUAUAAUUAUAUCAAUAUAUCAAAUGGUAUAUUCAUAAAAUCUACUGUAAAUUAUUAUAAGGCUAACGUAUCAAAAAGUAACAAUGGAUAAUUGGUUAAGACUCUACUGAAGUAAAGAUGGUGGUGGUUGAUUGUGGAAAAUGAUAAAGAAAAUGUCAAUUUUCUAUGGGAAUCAUCACGAAAUGAUAAUUAUAUAAUCACAAUGCCAUGUUCAGAAUAAGUAGACAACAAUUAUAAUUUCAAUAUUUCAUAAGAUAUCUAAGAUAUUCCAAUUGAUUCUCAUCCUUAUGCAAAAUUGUUACCUAAAAAUUUAGUAAUUUAAAUGAAUUAAUAAGAAAAACAUGUUGGAAAAUUGAACAAAUUAUUAAAUUAUGAAUAAUGUGUACAGUUUUGCAAUAAUGUUAGAACAUAUGAAAUUACAUCAUCAACUAAAAUCCAUAAUCACAUCUAAAAUAAUACUCAUUUAGGUUCCAAAAAGAAUUUAUUUCUAAAUUUAAAAAAGUAUUAUGAAUUAAAUUCUUAAAAUGUAUUUGAGUUUCUUCCUUUAACUUAUCACAUAAAGAAUAAAUUCGAUUUGGAAAAUUAUCUAAUUGAAAAUUUCAGUGCAAAAAAAAUUUGGAUUGUAAAACCUGGAGAAUUAACUAAUCGAGGACAUGGUAUUUAAAUAUUUUAGAAUAUUAAUGAAGUUAAUUUUUUUUUAAAAGGAAAUCAUUAACAUAAAAAUGGAUUAUCUAAAACCUUUAUUGUUCAACAAUAUAUCACCAAUCCUUUGUUAUAUAACUAAAGAAAAUUUGAUAUUCGAUGUUUUAUACUUUUUACAGGGAUUAAUGGCUAAUAGAAAGGCUAUUGGUAUUAAGAUGGUUAUAUUAGAACAUCAUCUAAAGAAUUCAAUCUAAAUAAUUUAUCAAACAAAAUGAUACAUUUAACAAAUGAUGCUGUCUAAAAAUAUUCUGAUGACUAUGGCAAAUUUGAAAAAGGAAAUAAAAUAUCCUUUGAAGAAUUCAAAAAAUUCAUAACACCAGAAAAAUUCAAUUAAGUUUAUUAAAGAAUGAAAUAAAUUGCUUUUGAUUAGUUUUAAGCUGUUGCUGAACUUUUAGAUCCAUUAAAAAGAGAAAAUACAUUUGAAUUAUUUGGAUUAGAUUUUAUGAUUGAUGAUUCAUAUAAUACUUGGUUAAUUGAAACUAACACAAAUCCUUGUUUAGAAUAAACAGGUCCAUUAUUGACGGGUUUUAUGCCAUAGUUGAUAGACAAUCUCUUAAAACUUGUAAUUGAUCCUUUAUAUCCUCCACCUUAAUUUUACAAUUCAAAAAAGUUUGUAUAUGAAUGUUUAAAUAAUAAAUUCGAACUUAUUUAUGAUUCUUCAAAGAUAAAAUUAAAUAGAAAAAAUGUUGCAAUUGAUAAUGAAUUAUGA